Molecule: messenger RNA, 525 nt
Organism: Alternaria infectoria
Lineage: Eukaryota; Fungi; Ascomycota; Dothideomycetes; Pleosporales; Pleosporaceae
Exons: 2
Coding region: 1-525 (174 amino acids)
Source: RefSeq, a predicted model, not a curated record
AUGACAACACGCAACCUAAACGGCAAUUGGAUUGACACUCUCCGACGGCAAUACGUCUACGACCUGAAAGACGACUCUCCCCAUCCCAUUAAAUACCUUCUUUACAACCCCCACAAGAAGCAAGACUUGUACUUUGUUAUCCCCAACAAGAUCGAAGAGCCGCAACUCAGACGCUCUCUUGUCAAGUACCACCUAUCUACCAAGGCAAACAUGAAGUUCACCCUUGCCACCGCUCUUCUUCUCCUCGCUCCCGCGCUUAUCAAAGCCUGGAAAUUUGAGGUCUUCGAAGAAGACUGCAUCACCUCUACUGACUUCAACGAGGGAGACGACGAUGUAGAGUGUGAGGAUACGGCGGAACCGCACGGCUGUUUCCGCAUCUCCGAAAUGGGUAGCUGCGAGAUCUUCUUCCAUGCCGAUGCUGAUGAGUGUGAGGAUGGUGAGGUUACCAUGUCGUACACGGCUACGGACCAGGAUCGCGAUAUUCAGCCUGACUUUGAGUGGAACAACUGGAGCGUUCAGUGCUAA